Penicillium salamii is the source of this 2811-nucleotide messenger RNA. The record is from the annotation of a GenBank genome assembly. Lineage: Eukaryota; Fungi; Ascomycota; Eurotiomycetes; Eurotiales; Aspergillaceae.
AUGUCGUCCCCCGUGGAGGAACGCAAAACCUUCAUAUCACAGGACAAACAGAAAGGCGCAGAUGUCUCACCGACCUCCGACGAUGGAACCUAUGUGACCGAGCCGGACCGCGACCAGCGCGGAGGUGGUCUCCGCGUCGACACCUCGCAUGCCCCCGGGGAGGACGAGCCCUCCAUGCGCACUCCAUCCGCGCGACGGGAGCAGGCCACUCGUCUCGAGGAUGAUUUGUUGCUGCUGCAAGCCGAGCGCAUGACCACUCGCUCCACUCAUGAGCCCGAGGACGAACACGACCGCAAUUCCAUCAACCGCGCCCGGUCGCGUCGGUCGGAGCAGGUCGACGAGUUUGACGAGGCCACCAAUCCGCUACACGAGAAAGCUGCCAUCUACAAGCCCCCUGAGAAGCCCAAUACUCAGAUCGCGGUGUUCGUGAAGAAGCUGCACCAGUCCAGCUUUCUCGUGCGUUACAUCACCUAUAUCUCCCCGGUGGUCCUCCUUCUUUUGAUCCCGUUGCUGGUCGGUGCUCUGGAGUACCCCAACGCCAGCGUCGGGGGCGUGAAAUUGAUGUGGUUUUCGAUCUGGCUCGAGAUUGUCUGGUUGACGCUCUGGGCGGGACGGCUGGUGAGCAAGUGUCUACCUCCGGUCAUUGGUGUUCUGGCCAGCAUUUUCACAAACAACGCCAAGAAAUGGCGCGACCUGGCCAAGCAGCUCGAGAUUCAUGCGGCGCUCUUCUUUUGGUGGCUCGGAGUCGAGAUCUCCUUCUUGCCUACCAUGAAGAACCACCAUGUGGACGGUGACAAAGGCACCCGAGGCUGGGAGAACACCCUGAACAAGAUCAUCAUCGUUAUCUUUGUCUGGACCAUUCUCAACUUCGUCGAAAAGAUUCUCAUCCAGUUGAUCGCCAUCAGUUUCCACCUGCGCACCUAUGCCGACCGUAUCGAAAUCAACAAAUUCCAGAUUGGCAGUUUGACCAAACUUUACGAAUUCUCGCGCACCACGUUGGAGGACAAGGAUGACACAUUUGAGGAAAAGGACACCAAGGAGACCCCGACGGGGACCAAGACGCCCUUGCAUUACGCGGGCAUAGCCCAGCGGAAGGCUAAGGGGGCCCUGAACAAGGUCGGAAACCGCGUUGGCGACGUCGCCGGCGCGGUGGUGGCCGAUGUCACAGGUCGCACCACUACACGCAGCACUGAUGCCUACCAGGUCAUUUUGACUCUUCUGCGCACCACCGGCGGCUGCCAGGUUUUGGCACGCCGUUUGUACCGAACCUUCGUGCGUGAUGGCUUCGACACAGUCUUUGGAGGAGACCUGAAAGCCGCAUUCGAGGACAGCGAGGAGGCCGAAGCUGCCUUCACCAUGUUCGAUCGUGAUAUGAACGGUGAUAUUUCCAUGGAAGAACUCGAGGCGGUCUGUGUCGAUAUCGGCCGUGAGCGCAAGUCUAUCACCGCGUCUCUGAAGGAUCUGGAUUCGGUCGUCUCCAAGCUGGAUGACGUCUUCAUGUUCUUUGUGUUCGUUAUUGUGUUGAUCGUCUUCCUGUCACUUAUCUCCACCUCCGCCGCUGGUGUCCUCACCUCUGCCGGUUCUGCCAUCCUGGCGCUGUCUUGGUUGUUCUCCGCUACUGCCCAGGAAUUCCUUCAGUCGGUCAUCUUCGUGUUUGUGAAGCACCCCUUCGACGUUGGUGACCGUGUCACUAUUUACGGUAACGCCGGCGACUCCGGUCUCGGCGAUGAUUACUUUGUCAAGGAGAUCACCUUGUUGUACACCGAGUUCAAGAAGAUGCAGGGUCAUGUGGUACAGGCCCCCAACAGUUAUCUGAACGGACUUUUCAUCCUGAACCAGCGUCGCUCUGGUGCCCUGGCCGAGGCAGUGCCUAUCAUCAUUAAGUAUGGUACCACGAUCGACCAACUUGAUGCCCUUCGUCAGCGACUCCUGGAGUUUGUCCGCAGCGAAAAGCGCGACUUCCAGAGCAACAUUCUGACCGAGAUGCGUGCUGUCACCGAAAACUUCUCGCUGACCCUCAACGUGGUGUUCUUCUACAAGUCCAACUGGCAGAACGAGGGUCUCCGUCUCCAGCGCCGCAACAAGUUCAUCUGCAUGCUUAUGGUUGCCCUUCAAGAGAUCGGCAUCGAGGGCCCACGCAUGAACCUCCAGGGUGCCAAGUUCGACAUCCCCUUCCAUGUCAACUAUGGCAACGAGCGAACUGGCCGCGGUGGCCGCGGGGAACCCAUCGAGGCGGAAGAGAUUCCCCUGUCGGAGGAUUCCCACCAUUUGCCCGAGAACACCGCCACCAGCAGCAGCAGCAGCAGCGGCGCCGUUCGUCACCCCUCCAUUCUCCGCAAGGGUAUGAACACUGCAACCGCACGGGCCCGUGGUCCGUCCAUCUCCCAGCGCAAGCAUGUCGAUUUCUCCUUGGGUAUGUCCAACAUGGCCUCUAACGAUGUCAUGGGAGAUGUCUUCGAAGAUCGCGGUGUUCGCAUCAAUGACGUUGUCCGAUCCGCCAAUCGUGACGCCGCGGAGCGUCGCAUCCAGGAAGAAACCGAAGAGGAAGAAGAGCGCCGGAGUCGGACCUCAUCGUCUCGGCACCGUCGUCCCUCCAACCUGAGUGCCCCUAGCAAUAAAGACGAAGGUCGCCGGUCGACCGACGCCCACAGCUUCCGCAGCGGCCAAUCCUCCCUCAGUCGCAACCGAUUCUUCCAUCACCGGAGCAGCGUUACCCAUGAUCGGGAUGACCUUAUGGAACAGGGACGCUCCGCCUCGCCCACUGAGCCCCCUCCAGCUGCCGCUCCCGCCUUCAAGGAGCACCCAAAUUGA